This is a messenger RNA of Symbiodinium natans, 789 nucleotides long. The record is from the annotation of a GenBank genome assembly. NCBI's taxonomy places the organism in Eukaryota, Dinophyceae, Suessiales, Symbiodiniaceae.
AUGCCUCCCUGCGUUCGCGUCUCGGCCCUGUACACUGUUCAGGACCCGACUCCGCGCUCCCAGUUCCAUCAUGUCUGCGACAUCACGCCCACCAUCUACGAGGCAGUCGGAAUCACUCCGCCCGAGCACGUGGAGGGCGCUGCUCAGAUUCCCCUGGAUGGCGUGUCCAUGGUGUACACAUGGAACAACGUAUCUGCCACAGGACGGAAAGACUCGCAGUACUUCGAGGUCAUGGGCAGCCGGGGCGUCUACAAGGACGGCUGGUUUGCCAGCGUCUUCGGGCCCCGAAUUCCCUGGGCGGAUCCCAACGAGACGCGCAUGAAGCAGUGGAACCCUGACACCGAUGUCUGGGAGCUCUAUGACCUCACUAAGGACUACACCCAGGCCCAUGAUUUGGCCAAGCAGAUGCCGGAGCAGGUUGAGAAGAUGAAGCAGAUCUUCAUGGUGGAAGCCACGAGGAACAAGGUCUUGCCCGUUGGUGCAGGCUUGUGGACCAUUUACUACCAUCCAGAGCAAGGACCAAGAUCUCAUCUCAAGGAGUGGUACCUCUACGAGGGCAUGACGCGAAUUGCGGAGUCCAACGCUCCGAUCUUCCACAGCGGUUUCAGCUCCGUGGCCACUCUGGAUGUGGAGGUGCCCAAGAACGGCUCGGGAGUCCUCUACUGCGUGGGUGGCACGGCGGGCGGAUUCUCCGUGUACAUGGACCAGGGCUACCUCUACGCAGAGUACAUGGCCACCCUGCUGUAUCGCUAUGUCACGAAGUCCUCAGCGCCAUUGAUGCCUGGCUGA